Molecule: messenger RNA, 3281 nt
Organism: Eleginops maclovinus (Patagonian blennie)
Lineage: Eukaryota; Metazoa; Chordata; Actinopteri; Perciformes; Eleginopidae
Gene: slc7a14b
Product: solute carrier family 7 member 14b
Exons: 10
Coding region: 432-2618 (728 amino acids)
Biological process (GO): transmembrane transport; amino acid transport
Cellular component (GO): plasma membrane
Molecular function (GO): amino acid transmembrane transporter activity
Source: RefSeq, a predicted model, not a curated record
UGCAGAUUAGCCGACACAGAAGAGAAGGGCAACAAAUGCUUCUCCCUGACAACUGAACAGAUUCCAUGCAUGGAUGAAGAUAUGGUUGAAAGCUCCAGAAGAAAAGCAAGUCUGCAGAGGAAGGGGACUCAACACAUUUUCCCAGGAAAUAACACAAACACAUUCAGUUUCUGCUUCCUUAGUCGUACCAUUCCGUUGUGAAAGCAGAUCUUCUGUUUUCAUGAAUGUUUCAGAGAGGGGAGUCUCGCUCUGCGUCUGUGUCCCCCAUUUGGAUUUGUUGCUCUUAAAGAAGAAGACAGUGGGUACCCUGAUGAGGAGACUCACAAUGGGAGAGAAAGAAUGAUAGAGGGUGUUCCAAAGAAAAGGUAUAAGGAGCCACAAACAAGCUUAAACAAGGCGUAAAGAAGGUGUGGUGAGAAUCAGGUGCGGUGAUGGCGGCGUGGCUGGGCCGCCUGUCUCUGGGCGACGCCUGGUUCAACAUGUACUCUCGCCUGUUGAGGACCAAACCUGUGGGCUCCAUGGCUCAUGGCUCCGACGACCUCACUGAGCUCGGGGAAGGGUCGGGGAUCGGGCUGGCCAAGGUCCUGACUACAGUGGACCUGGUGUCGCUUGGGGUGGGCAGCUGUGUCGGCACUGGGAUGUACGUGGUCGCCGGACUGGUGGCCAAGGCGAUGGCCGGGCCCGGGGUCAUCCUGUCGUUUAUCAUAGCUGCGAUGGCGUCAAUACUGUCAGGUGUGUGCUACGCAGAGUUUGGAGUCCGAGUCCCAAAGACAACGGGCUCUGCCUACACCUACAGCUACGUGACAGUUGGGGAGUUUGUGGCGUUUUUCAUCGGCUGGAACUUAAUCCUGGAGUAUCUGAUUGGCACCGCAGCCGGGGCGUCAGCUCUCAGCAGCAUGUUUGACUCUCUGGCCAAUCACACCAUCAGCAACUACAUGAUAACACACCUGGGCACACUCCGAGGACUCGGUAAGGGUGAGGACACGUAUCCGGACCUGCUGGCCCUGUUUAUCGCGCUGCUGGUCACCGUUAUCAUCGCUCUUGGCGUGCGUAACUCGGUGGGUUUAAACAACGUGCUGAACGUGGUCAACCUGGUGGUCUGGGUCUUCAUGAUUAUUGCCGGACUCUUCUUCCUCUCCACCAAAAACUGGGAGGGCGGAAACUUCCUGCCCUACGGCUGGUCAGGGGUGAUGCAAGGUGCAGCGACGUGUUUCUACGCCUUCAUUGGAUUCGACAUCAUUGCGACAACGGGAGAGGAGGCGAAAAACCCGAACACCUCGAUCCCGUACGCCAUCACCGUCUCCCUGAUCAGCUGCCUCACCGCAUACGUGUCGGUGAGUGUGAUCCUGACGCUCAUGGUUCCCUACGAGCUGAUCGACGGCUCUGCUCCUCUCAUGGAGAUGUUUGCGGUUCAUGGCUUCCUAUGGGGGAAGUACAUUGUGGCGGUGGGCUCCAUCGCUGGGCUUACAGUCUCUCUGCUGGGCUCUCUGUUCCCCAUGCCAAGAGUCAUCUACGCCAUGUCCCAGGACGGCCUGCUGUUCAGAUGCUUGUCCCACGUGUCUGUGCUCACACACACUCCAGUGGUGGCGUGCGUGGUGUCGGGGAGCCUCGCUGCGCUCCUCGCUCUGCUGGUGAGCCUGCGGGACCUGAUUGAGAUGAUGUCCAUCGGCACUCUGCUGGCCUACACUCUAGUGAGCGUGUGUGUUCUGUUGCUGCGCUACCAGCCCGACGAACACACUGACACACACCAGUUCACCUCAGAGGACAACGGGGGCGACCUAAGCAACGCAGAGGUCCCGACGAAAGACGACCACAUGCUGAUCGGAGAUGUUGAUGGGUCAGCAUCCUAUCACACGGGAGGGACUGAAGGAGAGGGGGACGACUCUGAUUUCCACACAGGCCAGGCCUCCCUGAUGAAAAGGGUUCUGGGAGGUCACUACUACACCCUGCGACUGCGGCUGGGGAUGCCCAAUGCGUCUGCACGGCCCACCCCCGCCUCGGGCCGCACAGUGACCCGCUGCACCCUCCUCUUCUUCGUCACCUCCUUCCUCCUAUGGUCAACCGUCAUAUUCGGCGUUGAGCAGGGGGCUGGUGCCGCGGCGGUGUUUUCAGGCCUUACAGCUACUCUGAUGGCGGGGUCCUUGGUGAAGUUUUUAAUCGUGAUCAUACAGCAGCCGGAGAGUGGAAGAAAGCUGCCCUACAUGGCACCAUGUGUGCCCUUCGUCCCCGCGGCGGCCAUUUUGGUCAACAGCUACCUCAUGCUAAAACUGUCUCCGCUCACCUGGGCCAGGUUCACCAUCUGGUGCUUCAUAGGUUUGCUGAUCUACGGAUGUUACGGGGUGUGGCACAGCACUCUGGAGCUAAACGCCCGCGAGCAGCAGGCUCAUGCCAGUUCCUACCAGCGCUACGAUGACAACCUGGAUGCCUUCUCCUCUGAGGACAUCCUCCCCCCUGAGGACCAGGAAGAGAGGCCCUACCAGGGCUGGUCUGCCCCUGAGGAGAGAGGAUACAUCCACCAAGAGAACCAGGAUGGAGAGCAGGAGCAGUAUGAGGGGAAUGGGGACGGAUACCAAUCCAGCAAAGGAAGGACCAAUCAUGGCUUUAAUGAAGAGGACUGAAAACACCGUGGUAUCACUUUAAAACUUUGAAAGUGCCGUCUACAUGAGACACUGUUAAUAUAAUAUUGUUCUGCUCAGUUCAAAACUUGGUUUGGAUAAAGGGAUCAGAGGAUACAAGGGAAACCUCCAAUCACAGAGGUUUCUUUUAAAAGGAUCAGUUAUUUCCACCGUCUAUCCUGUUACUGACCUUAGUUUGGAUGUUUGUGUGAGACGCAGUGGUGUUGUGGUGGUGUUGCAAUUAAAAAGUUCCCUGCCAGUUUUCUGUGGAGUUAAAAUUGAACAAACUUUAGGCAAAGAUGGCCUCCAUUCUCCCUCUUCUCUUACCCCUUGUCUUUGUGAAUUUGUAUUCACCCAGAAAAACCCACUUAGCUACAUUCUAGCAGUAAGAGAGUUCCUGUCAACAAAAUAAAUAGUGGACUGUCAAUCUAAAAAGACUAAUCUAAUGAAUAACCCAGCUCGCAUUUUUUGUUGUUGUUGUUUAAAUGGUGACUCGAACAUAUUUGCAGUGGAUUUCUGAAGCCUUAAAAAGUCACUUUUGUGUUAGUUUUCUUGUUAGUGUUGAGUGAAUGCGAUUGAAAAUGAAAGACCCGUAGUUAGUUUUCUUUUGAGUGUUUGCUUUAAAACGUGUUCAAUCUAAGAAUUGUGUUAAUGUGUCUAAAUGAG